AUGCUGACCCUCCAGGGCACAGUCCAGGAGCUGCGGGGCGCCUCCCUGGCCCUGCAGGAGAGCAGCAUCAAGUGCACGGAGCUGCAGGAGGAGAACUGGCAGCUCUGGAAGCAGGGAACGCUGGGUGGUGUCCGGAACACAUGGGUGGAAGAGUUGGGGAUGCAACUACAGAAGGAAAAGGCCAGCAGCCAGCACUUAGAGACCCUCAAUGAAGAGCUGGAGGGAGACCUUGAGCAACAGUUCAACAUCAUACACACCCUGAGGGCGCACAGGGCCACCCAGAACUCGGGGGAGGAGAAGAGCCAGGCGGUCAGGCUGAGGCAGCAGGACCAGCUCCAACAGGAGGCAGCGCUGCAGGAGCUGAGGAAGCUCCUGACCACCAAGCGGGAGACCCUGCAGCAGGAUCAGGAGGCCAAGGUCCUGGCCGCCCAGGAGAAGGAGAGGCUGCGGCAGGAGGUAGACAGAUUCCCAGCAGUGGAGUCACAGGGGCGUGUGGUGUGGGAGACGUUGCUGAUCUGGGUUUUAGUGCUCACCUGCAUGAGGCAGACUUUGGAGGAAGAGAAACGUCACUUCAGGAGCCAGAUCAAGAACCGGAGCAGAACCGGAGCCUUCUACAGAUGCUACAAGUGCAAAAACUUCCAGCAUCACAUCACAGAACAGCGGCACGAGGGGGAGCCUCUGGCCCCAGAUGGCAGCUCCCCGGACAGGUCCCCGAGCAAGGCUGUGGCCCCUGAGGCAAGCCCAGAAAGGAGCUGCUCCCUUCACAGCUGUCCCCUUGAGGACCCUUCCAGUUCUCUGGGACCUCCACCAGCAACUUCUACCCUCCAGCCUGUGGGCCCGUCCAGCCCCUUGGCCCCUGCCCACUUCACUUAUACCCGGGCACCGAAGGAAUACCGAGGGGGCAGUUCCCUGCCAGGGCUUGGGGACCGAGCAGCUCUGUGCUCCCAUGGCUCCAGCCUCAGCCCUUCCCCAGCCCCCUCACAGCAUUAUGGGGCCUGGAAGCCCCCAUCUGUGCAGCACCACGUGAUAAGCGUCAGGCAGGAACAGGCCUUCCGGAUGCCGAAGAGCUAUUCCCAGCUGAUUGCUGAGUGGCCAGUGGCAGUGCUGCUGCUGUGUCUAGCUGUCAUCCUCCUCUGCACCCUGGCUGGACUCUUGGGGGGCCACCUGCCCGACUUCUCCAAGCCCUUGCUGGGCUUUGAGCCUCGGGACACAGACAUUGGACGGAAGCUCGUGGUGUGGAGAGCACUGCAGACCCUCACGGGCCCCAGGAAGCUGCUUUCCCUCUCCCCAGACCUUGAGCUGAACAGCUCAAACCCCCACACCACUCUGAGCCCCACACCCUGGAGUAGUGCCCAGGAGGGCAUGGUCCGGCCCCGGAGGAUGGUGGAGCCCCUGGAGGACAGAGGGCAAGAGAAUUUCUUCUGUGGCCCCCCUGAGAAGAGCUAUGCACAGCUGGUAUUCAUGUCCACCUCAGCGGGAAGCCUGUGGAACCUACACGCCAUCCAUUCCAUGUGUCACAUGGAACAGGAUCAGAUCCGCUCCCAUCACCGCUUUGGGGCUCUGUGCCAGCGCACAGCAGCCAACGAGUGCUGCCCCAGCUGGUCCCUGGGCAACUAUGUGGCAGUGCUCUCCAACCGCUCCUCCUGCCUGGACACGACUCACGCAGACGCAGCCCGCAUACUGGCCCUGCUCCGGACCUGUGCCCUCUACUACCACCGUGGGGCCCUGGGGCCCCCUUGUCUGGGACCUGGGCAGGACAAGCCCUCACGCUGUGCCCAGGUUCCCACCAAGUGCUCCCGGAGCAGCGCCGUCUACCAACUUCUGCACUUUCUGCUGGACAAGGACUUUCUGAGUCCCCAGACUGCUGACUACCAGGUGCCCUCUCUCAAGUACAGCCUGCUCUUCCUGCCCACCCCAAAGGGUGCCUCCAUGAUGGGCAUCUACCUGGACCACCUAGCCACCCCCUGGGGGCUCUCUGACAAUUACACGUCCAUCACUGGCAUGGAUCUGGGCCUCAAGCAGGAGCUGUUGAGGCACUACCUAGCCCAGGACACGGUGUACCCCCUGCUGGCCCUGGCUGCCAUCUUCCUCAGCGUUGCUCUCUACCUGCGCUCCUUCUUCCUCACGCUCAUGGUGCUGCUAGGGGUGCUGGGCUCCCUCCUGGUGGCCUUCUUUCUUUACCGAGUGGCCUUCCGCAUGGCCUACUUCCCCUUCGUCAAUCUGGCGGCCCUCGUCCUGCUCAGCAGCGUCUGCACCAACCACACCCUCGUCUUCUCCGACCUCUGGCGCCUCAGCAAGAGCCAGCUGCCCUCCGGGGGGCUGGUGCAGCGCGUGGGCCGCACCAUGCAUCACUUCGGCUACCUGCUGCUGGUCUCCGGCCUCACCACCAGCGCGGCCUUCUACGCCAGCUACCUGAGCCGCCUCCCGGCCGUGCGCUGCUUCGCCCUCUACAUGGGCACGGCCGUGCUGGUCUUCCGGCCCAGCCACCCCUUCGAGCGCUUCGACGCGGAGUACCGCCAGCAGUUCCAGUUCGAGCGGCUGCCUGAGGGCGAGGGCGGCCACAUGCCCGUGAUCCUGGUGUGGGGCAUCCUGCCCGUAGACACUGGGGACCCCCUGGACCCUCGCAGCAACAGCUCCCUGGUCAGUGACCCGGCCUUCUCUGCCAGCAGUCCCGAGGCCCAGCGCUGGCUGCUGGCACUCUGCUACGGGGCUCGGAACCAGAGUUUCUUUGGUGCCCAGCCAGAGGGCUGGCCCACGCUGUGCUUCGUGGAGGCCCUCCAACACUGGAUGGGGAGUCCCGGUUGUGCUCGCCUGGGGCCUGGCCUCUGCUGUGGCCCCUCGGGCUUCCCCUGGGCACCGGAGCUUUUCCUGCACUGCCUCAAGAUGAUGGCUCUGGAGCAAGGCCCAGACAGCACCCGGGACCUGGGGCUCCGCUUCAAUACCCAGGGCAGCCUGGCUGCCCUGGUCCUACAGUUCCAGACCAGCUUCCAGUACAGCCCGAACUACAGCCAGGCCCACCACUUCUACACUGAGGUCAGCCACUGGCUGGCCGCGGAGCUGAGCAGGGCACCUCCCGGCCUCCGCCAGGGCUGGUUCACCAGCCGUCUGGAGCUGUACAGCCUGCAGCACAGCCUGAGCACCGAGCCCGCCGUGGUGCUAGGCCUGGCUCUGGCGCUGGCCUUUGCCACGCUGCUGCUGGGCACCUGGAACGUUCCACUCAGCCUGUUCUCCGUGACAGCGGUGGCAGGCACGGUACUGCUCACCGUGGGGCUCCUGGUUCUGCUGGAGUGGCAGCUCAACACUGCGGAGGUGCUCUUUCUCUCUGCCUCCGUGGGCCUGUCGGUAGACUUCACUGUCAAUUACUGCAUCUCCUAUCACCUUUGCCCACACCCGGACCGCCUGAGCCGCGUGGCCUUCUCACUGCGCCAGACCAGCCGCGCCACAGCCAUGGGGGCUGCAGCCCUGUUUGCCGCGGGUGUGCUCAUGCUGCCUGCCACGGUGCUGCUCUAUCGCAAGCUGGGCAUCAUCCUCAUGAUGGUCAAGUGCGUCAGCUGCGGCUUCGCCAGCUUCUUCUUCCAAUCUCUCUGCUGCUUUUUUGGGCCGGAGAAGAACUGUGGGCAGAUCCUCUGGCCCUGUGCCCACCUGCCAUGGGACGCCAGAGCUGGAGAGCCAGGUGGGGAGAAGGUAGGCCGCCCACGACCAGGGCCACCGGGGUCCUGCUCAGAGCAGUAUGAGCUACAGCCCCUGGCACGGCGCCGGAGCCCCAGCUUUGACACCAGUACAGCCACCAGCAAACUGUCUCACAGGCCCUCUGUGCUCUCUGAGGAUAUACAGCUUCACGAUGGCCCCUGCUGCUCCCGGCCCCCCCUGGCCCCUGCCUCACCAAGAGAGCUGUUCCUGGACCACCAGGCGGUCUUCAGCCAGUGCCCAGCCCUGCAGACCUCCUCCCCUUAUAAGCAGGCUGGCCCCAGCCCCCAAACCCAGGCCAGGCAGGACUCCCAAGGACAGAAGGCUGAGCCCGUGCAGGCCUCACCAGAAGCCUCAGCCCCAGCCCACGCCCCCAAGCCCAAGGCUGCAGAGCCCCCUGAUUGCCUCUGCUCCUCAGCCAGCACCCUGGAGGGGCUCAGCGUCUCCGACGAGACCUGCCUAAGCACCUCUGAGCCCAGUGCCCGAGUACCAGACUCCAUGGGUGCCUCCCCAGACGACCUGGAUGAAACUGAGCAAUCAGUACCUGAGCGAGGCCAGCUGAACGGGAAGCGGGACACCCUGUGGCUGGCGCUGAAGGAGACUGUGUACGAUCCAUCACUGCCUGCCUCCCACCAGAGCAGCUCGUCCUGGAAGGGCCGAGGGGGGCCAGGGGAUGGCAGCCCUGUGGUGCUGCCCAACAGCCAACCAGAUCUUCCAGACGUUUGGCUGCGCAGGCCCAGCACCCACACUUCAGGCUAUAGUAGUUGAGAGUGGCCCAGGAAGGCCAGAUCAGGGUACAGAGCCUGGACCAGGGUGCAGGCAGGGACAGCAUCAGGCCGGAGCUUGAUGGUGUUUUCCCAUGUCAGCAUGGAGAGGCCUCACCCUUCAGCCUUGGAUUUUAAACCCUGCCAGAUAUUCCAGCCUUGGUCCGGGCUGCUGCUUACACCCCACGUCUGGAGGAUUCAGUGGGGAGAGUCUUUGGAGGGGAAACGCCCCGCUCUCCUUGUGACCUGCUGAGGGCUCCUGAGCCCCCACAGUGCCAACCAGGACCCACCCCAGGGUAUCUCACCAAGCAGGAGUCCCGGGGAAUCUCAGCAGCCUCCUGGCCUCGUGCUUUUCAGGGGCUCUUUAUCAGGACACUUGCUUCUCUUUGGGGAGCUUCUCUGUGCCAGAGUGGGUCUGGGGCCUCUGUCCUGAACUGCCCUGCUCCCCUCACUCACCCAGUCUGACCAGAAGUUCAAGGCCAAGCUUGAGGUGGCGGGAGCAGGAGGAGGGCUGCUCAGCCUCAGAGCAUCCCUCUUAUAUUGCAGGCUGGUCCUUCCUAGGAAGCUGCUGUGGCAGGGAGAGUGGGUGCCCCUGUUAAUUGGAAUCCUUUCCAUCACUGCCUUAGUUUACGGAACACUUCCGUACUUGUCUCCUUGGAAUCUCACUUCACGGUGGGGUAGCCUGCAGUUGGCCAGGUUCUUUGGCCCCCAACUAAGUUGAUUUACCCAAAGUCACGUAGCUAAUAAAUGACAAAGCAGGAUCCCACACUCACUCCACCACUACAGCUCCCACUCUCCUGGCCACCUAUCCCAAGGCUGUCCUGAUCUUUUACCUCUAGCACCUUCCUGUGACCUGCCUUCUCAGAUGUCUCUGAGUAAGCCCCACUCUCUCCCCCCACCCCACUUUACCUUCAUUUCCAGAGCAAGCCUGGAGUUCCUCCCCAUCAUCUCUGUGUGUCACUCCAAAUUCAGCUGAGAUGCCUCCUGGCCAUAGGGUAUCCUGGCUAAUCUGAUUCCCAGGUUCAGAGUGAGGGGCAUACCUCCUCUGGAGAGCCCCCACCGGAAGAGACACUGAAGGAAGUAGAGGUGGAGCAGAGUUCAAUUAAGGCAAGAACUCAGGGCUGCCCCUUUUGGGACUGUGAGGGUCUGAAGCUGUUCCCCAGGUAGGGUCCCCAGCUUCCUAAGGACAGGCGUCCCUGGUGGCCAGCAGCAGACCAAGGGCUGAAUCCUCCUCUCCACAUCAGUGAGUCUCUUUGGAAGGUUUUAUCCCCUGUAAGAGCUUAUGACGCUCAGAGCAUCAGCAACUUACUGAACACCUACUCUGCAUAUGGUACUACACGGGGCAGAGGAAAAUCGACAUCUUCCCUCAAGGAGCUCACCUUCUGACCAGGGAAACAGUCCACACAUCUGUGCCUGUCACCCUCAGUAUUGCUGGAGCUCGAGUACCAGGACUGGGUAACCAGGAAGGCUUCCUGGAAGAGGAACAACUUGCACUGGGCUUCAGAAUCCUAAGUAUCUCAGACUGGAAGGAAUGGUCCUCCGCUCCAGCAGUUUUCAAACUUUGUAGCCGCAGGACCCUUUCUUCAAAGAAUUAUUGUAUGGAAACACAGUAUAUAAAACAGAUCAAAAGCAGCUACUCUGGUGGGUGCUGGGUGGGGAGUACAGCUCAGCCCUCCUUUCCUCUGUGCCUGGGAAACCCCUCAAACUCUGAAGGCUCCACAGAACGUGGUGUGAAAACCCCUGAUUCAGGCCAUUUUACAGAUGAGUAUCACAAAGGGGAAGGGAGUUCUCUAGGAACAAACAGUCUGGCAGAGCUGGAGACAAAUCAAGGAGUGUUUUGGUUUUUCCUGUGUUGUUGAGACUCGCCUCUCACCCAAGUAGCUCAUGAAGUGGGACAGAAACCCAAAUGAGACGCAGGAUUUGAAGACACAGAAGGCUGUGGGCAAGAUAAGUAAAUCAAACCCAUUGGACUCCUGACACUAGGAAGGGAGGGUAGUGACGAGGACAUAACUUGGACCUGCCCCGCAGAGAUCUCCAUGUCCAAGUAGAAUUCAGCCUCUCUGGCCUAGGGCUGCUCAUCGGGACUGUCUAUGGACUGUCCUCCUGCUAUCACACAGCCAGGCUGAGAGGCCCUGGUCUCAUCUGGGACCAUCAGCUCCCAGAGGGAGGACAGGUGAGCCCUUCCUCCUGAGCAUGAACAGAAGUCUGGCCUUGACUCAAAAGAGAGUCCAGCAUCUUAGUUGCUUCUCAGCAACUCACUGUUGUGGGAGGGCAGCAGGCACCUGGACCAAAAAACCCUGCUCCUCCACACCCUUUUUUGAAGGGUCUCAGGUUCAAUGCUGGUCAAAGGCAUGUACCUCGAUCCUGGGCCCCAGUCUGGGCGUGUGCAGUA
Molecule: messenger RNA, 6843 nt
Organism: Myotis brandtii (Brandt's bat)
Lineage: Eukaryota; Metazoa; Chordata; Mammalia; Chiroptera; Vespertilionidae
Gene: DISP2
Product: dispatched homolog 2 (Drosophila)
Exons: 15
Coding region: 1-4455 (1484 amino acids)
Source: RefSeq, a predicted model, not a curated record